AUGAACGCGAAGAAUGCCCUGGAAAUGAGUUUCGUGAUAGCGAGGCACCGAAGACCAAAUGCUUACGUAACACUGGCGCCAUUUUUUCACAGAGUCAAAAUCUUUUAAAGGGUUCCCUUAUAAAGCAGCCAACACACUCUUUCCGGUUAUGUUGAACUUUAUAACGAGCGUGCAUCCACACUUGCGUGUAUAUGCUAG
Porites evermanni is the source of this 198-nucleotide messenger RNA. The record is from the annotation of a GenBank genome assembly. Lineage: Eukaryota; Metazoa; Cnidaria; Anthozoa; Scleractinia; Poritidae.